UGUCCCUCGCGCCGCCGCCAGCAACAUCUUCAUCGGGAUCUUGCCCGAUCCACCAACCAACCCAGGGCAUCCACUGUUUUCCCCGAGCCAAUCAACUAGCUCCUCCCGAUCCAUCCAGCCUCCUCCCCUCGAUCCACCCAUCCACCUCCGUCUCUGUCCUCGCGCUCCUGGCCGCGACCGCCACCGCUCAGGCGCCUGGAGCAGCCCCUGUCGUCCUUCGCCUGCGGGCACCACUGACAUGCCUCGUCGCCCGCCCGCAUGCUCGUGGACGCCCGAGGUGGUGCCUCUUUUUUUCCCUCCGUUGUUCGAUCCCGAGUGGAUCGUGAGCUCCAGCGCCUCCCCGCCGCCUUGCGCGUCCAUGCCGCCGGCGACAACAGUAAUAGCAGGUCAUAUUGCCCGCCUCGUCCCGCUCCUUCCCUUCCCUAGCUCUCUUUCUUCCUUCUUUUCUCUCUCUUUCUCACCUCUCUCUCUCUCCAAGUGCUCAACCACUCUGCUAUCGACCCCGCUCGCCAGGAAAACCACGGCCAUGGCUACCCGAGGCUCGUUGUGGGUCAUUCAGGACCUCACCGUGCCAGCUCCAUCUCUCCUCGCAGGACCGGGCCUGCUGCUCGCCGCUCACCAGCCAUGGAACUCGGAUGCGUGCCCCGAACCGUCUCCAUGCGCAGGAUUGGCUCCAUCCCCAAGGCCGCCGGACCCCGUCUGCCCCGCUGCAUCGCCGGAUCCGGCCGCCAGGACACUUCAGCACCGCCGCUUCCUUCCUCCUGCUGCUGUUUCUAUUUCUUCAGAAAUGAGAGCAUCAGCGGCUCGCUCGGUUCAGUCUGGCGUUGACCCCGUCGGCAGGCCCAGCACCCCCCCUCCCUUCCAGCAUGCCUCUUGCACAACCCAGGCCAAAGGCCUCAAGGGCCCGGAGUGAGCAGCCCCCGCCCCUGUUGCUUUUUGGGCCGGCCUCUGUUCUGGCCCAUUCAUGUUUUUUUCUAGAUCUACGAAUUUCCUAAUUAUUCCAGUAAAAAGAAUUUGCAGAAAACCCCCCAAGCAUCAUGCAUUUAAUAACUGUUGCACCGUGCAUCGGAUUAAAACAAACUUAAUAUGAAAGAUGCUUAGAAUUUUGUGUAGAUUCAUAUUGUGCAACUUUCAUCUAUAUUUAAAAUGUUUAUAAUGUUGUUUGUUUAAAUUUUGCCUAUUGCCAUGCUAAAAUGAUUUAUUCCAUAACUAAAUAACCGUAGCUCCAAACCUAACAAACUUUAUAUG
Molecule: messenger RNA, 1248 nt
Organism: Triticum aestivum (bread wheat)
Lineage: Eukaryota; Viridiplantae; Streptophyta; Magnoliopsida; Poales; Poaceae
Exons: 2
Coding region: 239-913 (224 amino acids)
Source: RefSeq, a predicted model, not a curated record